Molecule: messenger RNA, 2352 nt
Organism: Leptosomus discolor (cuckoo roller)
Lineage: Eukaryota; Metazoa; Chordata; Aves; Leptosomiformes; Leptosomidae
Source: RefSeq, a predicted model, not a curated record
GAAAUACAAUUUAUCUCUGGGAGUUCUUACUAGCACUGCUCCAGGACAAAGCUACGUGUCCUAAAUAUAUCAAAUGGACUCAAAGAGAGAAGGGCAUUUUCAAACUGGUAGAUUCCAAGGCUGUGUCCAGGUUGUGGGGAAAACACAAAAACAAGCCUGACAUGAAUUACGAAACAAUGGGUAGAGCUCUCAGAUACUAUUACCAAAGAGGAAUACUGGCUAAAGUAGAAGGUCAGCGCCUAGUAUAUCAGUUUAAAGAAAUGCCAAAAGAUCUCGUCUAUAUAGAUGACGAAGAUGCAAGCCCUAGCACUGAAUCAUCGGAUUCAGCUCUGCUUUCAACUCCUGUGGCCAACAGAAACCAGUCGAGCAGAUCUAGAGCUUCUGCAAAUGCAGGAACAAAGGGAGGAUCAACCACAGUGCUAAAAACAGGAAACUCAAAGCCUGCUAAGCUGAAGGAGCAUGUAGAAGUUGUGCAGCAGCAGACACCUGGCUUGACUUCAGAAGUUUUGAGGACAAUGCAAUCUCCGCAGCCAGUACAUCCCACUCAGCUUUUUCGGACAGUUCAUGUAAUGCAGCCAUUGCAGUCCCUCACAGAAGGACAUGCAGCUGUAACCAGUAAUGUUCCGGAUGAAACAUUAAAUCCCUCGGUUCAGAAUAUAAGGACUUUACAGACUCCAACCCAAGUUCCAGUGGUUGUUUCUCCUGGAAAUCAGCAGCUGCAUACUGUGACACUCCAGACAGUGCCUCUUACUACAGUGAUAGCCAGCACAGAUCCAGCCUCAGCAACAACGCCCCAAAAAUUCAUUUUACAAGCCAUUCCGACUUCACAACCCAUGACGGUUCUUAAGGAAAACGUCAUGCUACAGCCUCAGAAGCCAGUCUCGCCCCCUUCCUCAAUUGUGCUGAGCCCAGCACAAGUUAAGCAGGUGCUCACCAGCAGCGUGCAGACAAUUUGCAAUGGAACAGUCAACAUGGCUUCAUCUCCAUCCUUCAGUGCCACUACCCCCGUGGUGACGUUUUCGCCUAGCAGCUCGCAGGUGGUAGCUCAUCCAUCGGGCACAGUGAUCACUUCGGUUAUAAAAGCACCAGAAACGAAACAGAUUGGCGUACAAGGAGUGGUAAAAGAAGAUGACAGUGACAAACUAGAGGAUACCGAGCAGUCGGAGCAGAGAUUCCAGCAGCAGCCAUUUGUGAUGGUAGUGUCCAGUUCGAAUGGUUUCCCAUCUAACGUGCAAGUGAAGCAAGAAAACGAGCCAUUGGAACCCAAUUCAUAUUAAUAUUUUUUUUUUUUUAAAAAAAAAAAGACCCUGUGGAUGAUUAUUUUCAUAAAUGUGAUGGGACCUUUUCAGUUAUGUAUAUAUGAUUUGAUUCUGAAGCAAGAUGUUGCAAAGCUACUUAAUUUCUGCAGUUAAUUGUUAGAAUUCAGGCUUUAGAAUGGAUUUUGAUUUUCUGUUAAUUGCUAAAUGUUACCAUAUAAAUAAAAUCAUAUCUUACUCAUGUUUCAGAAUACAGGCAUGAAGGAACAUGCUUUUUACGCUAUGAAGACUUUCUCCCGAGGUUGUUGGCCAAAGUUUCAAACUUCUUUCUUACUGUGCGUUCUCAGUCUGUUGCCGAUUUACAUUGCAGUAAUGUUAUUGUAACCUUUUUUGUUUAAUCUGUACAUGUAUCACUUAACUUUUGAAACAACAGUUACUUUUAGUGGGACAUUGUCAUUCCAUGUGUAGUUUUUAUGAUCAAGUAUCUGUUUUCAAACUGGUGAAUUACACCAGUUUUAGCCUUUGAUAACCAGGUAUCCUCUUGCAUUUUUUGCAGCACAAGCUCUUGUGUGUGCAAAAUGGAAUAUACACUCCUAUUGAGAGUACACAAAACAUUUAUUCCAGUAAUGGACAAUGCCAUGUCUAUAUUUUGUAUGAAAACAUCAGAUAUAUUUAAUUACAGGAGCUAACAGCAUCACUACAGGUGCAAACGUUUCAUGCCAUUUUGCGACUAUGAAGCUUAACAAUCUUGCUUCCUACUUCAGAUUAUUUUGUAAGGGGGGAGGGAAAUUAAAUAUAUACAAUUUAUGCAGGUAUUUGGAGAUUAAUACUGCUAAGAGUUCUUUUUUUUUGAUUGUAAAUAAUGUACAUUCUAUGUCACAGGGAAGUUUUUUCAGCUAAUUUGUUUCCAUACAAAUUUUUGAUAGAUGCAGAUAAGAUCAUUAUGUUUAGAGUUCUAAUGUUAUAUGUAUUCAUAUUACAGAGUGAAUUUGUAUUUAAAGACAAAUUUUUAAAUGAUGGAGCCCUCUGAACCUUGGGUCCUUGUCUUUUGUAUUUUUAAUUGGUUUAUUAUGAAAAUAAAUCAAGUGGAAAAACA